AUGCGCUGCCAGGAGAUCCUGGGGGAUGCGGGGGCCACGCCAAGGGACGCCGAGGUGAUGUCGGGCCGAUGCCAGGGAUGCUGGAGCGACGCUGGGGCCGUGUCACGGGACCCGAGGGGAUGCCAGGUGACGCGAGGCGUGCCAGAGGGAUGCCGGGGGGACGCCAGAGCCGAGAAGACCGAGGUGUUGAGCGAAGAUCUGCUGCAGGUGGAGAAGCGGCUGGAGCUGGUGAAGCAGGUGUCCCACAGCACCCACAAGAAGCUGACAGCCUGUCUGCAGGGCCAGCAGGGCCUGGACGCCGACAAGCGCUCGAAGAAGCUGCCGCUGACAACGCUGGCGCAGUGUCUGAUGGAGGGAUCGGCCGUGCUGGGGGACGAUUCCCUGCUGGGGAAGAUGCUGCGCUUGUGCGGGGAGGCUGAGGACAAACUGGCACAGGAGCUGAUCCACUUUGAGCUGCAGGUGGAGAGGGAUGUCAUCGAGCCACUCUUUGUGCUGGCUGAGGUGGAAAUCCCAAAUAUCCAAAAGCAGAGGAAGCACUUGGCAAAACUUGUGCUGGACAUGGACUCCUCCAGGACAAGGUGGCAGCAGUCGGUGAAGUCCUCGGGUCUGGCCAGCAACCUGCAGUCCUCGGGCGCCAAAGCCGACGCUCUCAGGGAGGAGAUGGAGGAGGCAGCCAACAGAGUGGAGAUCUGCAGGGACCAGCUCUCGGCUGACAUGUACAAUUUUGUGGCCAAAGAAGUCGACUAUGCAAACUAUUUUCAAACUCUGAUAGAGGUGCAGGCCGAGUACCAUCGCAAAUCCCUGGCGCUCCUGCAGAACUUCCUGCCGCAGAUCAAAGCCCAGCAGGAGGCGUGGGUGGAGAAGCCCUCCUUUGGGAAGCCCCUGGAGGAGCACCUGGCUGUCAGCGGGCGGGAGAUCGCCUUCCCAGUGGAGGCCUGUGUGACCAUGCUGCUGGAAUGUGGGAUGCAGGAGGAGGGUCUCUUCCGAGUGGCUCCCUCAGCUUCCAAGCUGAAGAAGCUCAAGGCUGCCCUGGACUGCUGCGUGGUGGACGUGCAGGAGUACUCAGCUGACCCCCAUGCCAUCGCAGGAGCCCUAAAGUCCUACCUGCGGGAGCUGCCCGAGCCCCUCAUGACCUUCGAGCUGUAUGAGGAGUGGAUCCAGGCCUCCAACAUCCCAGAGCUGGAGAAACGGCUCCAGGCUCUCUGGAACGCCUGUGAGAAGCUGCCCAAAGCCAACUACAACAACAUCAGGUACGUCAUUAAAUUCCUGGCCAAGCUGACCGAGUACCAGGAUACGAACAAAAUGACCCCGAGCAACGUGGCCAUCGUGCUGGGGCCCAACCUGCUGUGGCCACAGGCCGAGGGGAACAUGACGGAGAUGAUGACGACGCUGUCGCUGCAGAUCGUGAGCAUCAUCGAGCCGCUCAUCCAGCACGCAGACUGGUUCUUCCCGGGAGACAUCGAGUUCAACGUGACGGGGAACUACGGCAGCCCCCUGCACGUGAACCACAACGCCAACUACAGCUCCAUGCCCUCGCCGGACAUGGAGCACGGCGAGCGCCGGCAGCACGAGCAGGCCCGCCGGCCCCUCAGCGUGGCCACUGACAACAUGAUGCUGGAGUUCUACAAGAAGGAUGGCCUUAGGAAAAUCCAAAGCAUGGGCGUCAGGGUGAUGGACACCUCGUGGGUGGCUCGCCGAGGCACCUCAGCGGGGCGCAAGGCGACCUCGGCUCCCCCGACCGCGCAGCCCCCGGCCCCGCCCCUCGAGCUUCCCCCCACCACUUUCAAGCCCCCGGAGCUGUCCCCGGGGCCGCCCCCCGCGCCCGCCCCCGCGGCCGAGCAGAGCCCGCACUCGCUGCGCAAAGGUAACCCCGGCGGCACCGGCCGGCGAGGGGGUCCCGGGGGCGGCAGAGUCCCCCAGGACGGGGACAACGGCCCUGAGAAGGUGGUGAUGCCCCUGGAGAAGUGCAAGUGUCCACAGGACAUGUUGGUGCUGUGUCCUCCCGUGGUCCCUGCGCUGCUGGAGGGGGACAACCAGGGGGACGCUUUGGAACUGGGCAGGAGUGGCAGAGAUGCUUUUUCUAUCCGAGGGGGUUGCUGUGCUCUCAUCAAGGGACACGAUGACACCGCCUGCCUUUGGCUGUGGUCACCCUGUCACUUCACACGUGCAGCCUCACCCUGCGGGUCCCCUGGGAGAAGGGACAGCAGUGUCACCUGCGCUUGGUGGGACAGAGCUUCAUGGGACGCAGGCAGUGUAACCGCCCUGGCUCGGGUGGGGUCCCCAGAGCAGAGGGCAGUGGUGAUACCCCUGGUGGUGGCACUAACACGGUGCCAGCCCCGGGGGGUGUCCCCAUCACUGUGCCCUCCCGCAGGUCUGCUCCGUUUUGAGGUCCCCUCCCUCCACGUGUCCCCGGAUGCCGCCCUGUGCCGGGACCCACCCGAAGCAGCGCAGAGACUCUCGGGGCCGAGCCUGACCCCGCGGCAGGAGGAGGAGGAGGAGGAGGAGGAGGAGGAGGAAUCGGAGAGCACAGCCCUAUGACAGUGUCCAUGUCCCCAAGCUCAUCCAUGCGGCACCCAGCCGCCAGCACCGGCCGCCGGCACCGAGAGCCACGGGCCCCUUUUGGGUGGCAAAAGCGCCCGGUUUUGGGGCGGCCGCUGUUCUUUAGUUCAUUUUUGUUCGCCUUAUCCAGACUUUGCCUUUGAACCGGGUGCCGGCCCCCCCUGCCCCACAGCACCCUCGAUCCUGGGGUGAUGCCACCAUGUCCUCAGUGCCCCGAGGCGUGUGCCACUGGGUGCUGGCCAGGGGACAGGAUGCUGGCCGGCACUUGACAGUGGGAUUUCCUUUCUUUGGCUUCUUCCCCCUCUGCUUGUUUGGGAGCAGGAUGGGACCUGACCAGCAAUAACCUGGGACAUAGGAUGUGCCCCUCCCGGCUCUCGAGGUGCUGGCGGGGGAGGUGCACGUCCCUUGGCACCCGCUGUACCCGGAGGUUGGUGGCUUUGGUCGUGCAUGCACAGACAUAUUAACCUUUUAUCCUUUCCAGAGAGAGAAGAUCUAUAUAUAUAUAUCGGCAGAGAUAUAUAUAUAUAUAUUCUAUAUUUGUAUAGAGAGAGAGAGAGAAAUUAUAGAGAGAUUUGUUUUAUCUGGAGCCAUUCCCGCCCGGCCGGGGCGAGAGGGAGGAUGGAAAUGGCAGCGCUUCGCCCCCGCCCCGCUCGCGCCGUGCCCCCUGCCCCAGGUGGGCACCAGGGGCACCAGCACCCCAAAGCAAUCAAUAAAUCCAAUAAACCCAUGUGCCACUCGCUGAGAACUGCCCGGAGGUCACCGGCCUUUGCUUCCUGCCCUGGCCUUGGGGGAAGGAUUUGGAGGUGGAGAGGGUUUGGAUGAUAAAAGGAUGGUUUGGUGUUUUAUAGGGAAUGUUAUGGGUCUGGUGCCAUGGGAUGGGGCAGGGUCGGGCAGGGGGGUCACUCACACUGGGGCUCCCACCCUCCCCCAGCUGCAGUUGAGGUGUGCAGAGCAGUGGAGGGGGUCGGGUCGGGUCCUGUCCUUGUCACUGCCAGCAGCCAUGGGUGCCCCAGGGAAACUGCCACACAGGGCUGCCGACUGCCCGGGUGACAACAUGAGUGACAAUCCCACGUGUCCCCUGCCACGAAGCAGGGCCACAGCCGUGGCAGCAGCAGUGGCACAGCAGGGGUUUUGGAGCAGCCUCCAGCAAGGGUUGGUCUCCUCCACCUUCCUCCUCUCCUUCUACCUAACCCUGUUUCCACCACUUCCAUCUCUGCCCAUCAUCUCCAUCACCUCCAUACCACCUCAUCCACCCCGACCUCCUCCACUUCCACCCCAAUCCCACCUCCUCCAAACGUAUUUGUUUCCACCCUGAUCCCACCUCCAUGUCUACCAGCCCCCCCUUCCUCCUGCACCCUUUGUCCAUCGCCUCCAUCUCCCCCUGACCCCACCACCUCCAUCCCCCACUGUGUGCACCAACUUUUCCCACAGAUCCUGCUCGUGUCUGGGUGGGCUCAGCUCCAGGAUUCCACCACUUCUGGUGUUGUCACCCUGGUCCCAGACCUCCUCCAGGCACAGCCACCCCACACAGCAGGAUCCAGCCAGGACUGAGCCCUGA
Ficedula albicollis (Collared flycatcher) is the source of this 4117-nucleotide messenger RNA. RefSeq names its product Rho GTPase activating protein 44 (gene ARHGAP44). The transcript is spliced from 22 exons. Gene Ontology annotation, cellular component: postsynaptic density; dendritic spine; presynaptic active zone. Gene Ontology annotation, molecular function: GTPase activator activity; protein binding. The coding region runs from base 1 to 2538 and encodes 845 amino acids. The record is from RefSeq and is a predicted model, not a curated record. Gene Ontology annotation, biological process: negative regulation of Rac protein signal transduction; neurotransmitter receptor transport, endosome to postsynaptic membrane; signal transduction. NCBI's taxonomy places the organism in Eukaryota, Metazoa, Chordata, Aves, Passeriformes, Muscicapidae.